AUGUUUGUUUUGUGGUUGGUGUCUCAGGAGAGUUCCCAGGAAGGUCAAGGACACUAUACACAACUGUUGGUGUCUCAGGAGAGUUCCCAGGAAGGUCAAGGACACUAUACACAACUGUUGGUGUCUCAGGAGAGUUCCCAGGAAGGUCAAGGACACUAUACACAAAUGUUGGUGUCUCAGGGGAGUUCCCAGGAAGGUCAAGGACGCUAUACACAAAAGUUAGCGUCUCAGGAGAGUUCCCAGGAAGGUCAAGGACGCUAUACACAAAAGUUAGCGUCUCAGGAGAGUUCCCAGGAAGGUCAAGGACGCUAUACACAAAAGUUAGCGUCUCAGGAGAGUUCCCAGGAAGGUCAAGGACGCUAUACACAAAGGUUAGCGUCUCAGGAGAGUUCCCAGGAAGGUCAAGGACGCUAUACACAAAAGUUAGCGUCUCAGGAGAGUUCCCAGGAAGGUCAAGGACGCUAUACACAAAGGUUAGCGUCUCAGGAGAGUUCCCAGGAAGGUCAAGGACGCUAUACACAAAAGUUAGCGUCUCAGGAGAGUUCCCAGGAAGUUCCCAGGAAGGUCAAGGACGCUAUACACAAAGCGUCUCAGGAGAGUUCCCAGGAAGGUCAAGGACGCUAUACACAAAAGUUAGCGUCUCAGGAGAGUUCCCAGGAAGGUCAAGGACGCUAUACACAAAAGUUAGCGUCUCAGGAGAGUUCCCAGGAAGGUCAAGGACGCUAUACACAAAAGUUAGCGUCUCAGGAGAGUUCCCAGGAAGGUCAAGGACGCUAUACACAAAAGUUAGCGUCUCAGGAGAGUUCCCAGGAAGGUCGCUAUACACAAAGGUUGGUGUCUCAGGAGAGUUCCCAGGAAGGUCAAGGACGCUAUACACAAAGGUUGGUGUCUCAGGAGAGUUCCCAGGAAGGUCAAGGACGCUAUACACAAAGGUUAGCGUCUCAGGAGAGUUCCCAGGAAGGUCAAGGACGCUAUACACAAAGGUUAGCGUCUCAGGAGAGUUCCCAGGAAGGUCAAGGACGCUAUACACAAAGGUUGGUGUCUCAGGAGAGUUCCCAGGAAGGUCAAGGACGCUAUACACAAAGGUUGGUGUCUCAGGAGAGUUUCCAGGAAGGUCAAGGACGCUAUACACAAAGGUUGGUGUCUCAGGAGAGUUCCCAGGAAGGACAAGGACGCUAUACACAAAAGUUAGCGUCUCAGGAGAGUUCCCAGGAAGGUCAAGGACGCUAUACACAAAGGUUAGCGUCUCAGGAGAGUUCCCAGGAAGGUCAAGGACGCUAUACACAAAGGUUAGCGUCUCAGGAGAGUUCCCAGGAAGGUCAAGGACGCUAUACACAAAAGUUAGCGUCUCAGGAGAGUUCCCAGGAAGGUCAAGGACGCUAUACACAAAACAUUAUUUAUAGACCUUCCACGACACCUGAACAUCACACUCCGUUUCACCCUCACUUUCCAGAUUUUCCAAGCUCUCAGCUACCAGAGCUCUCAGUUACCAGAGCUCACAGCUACCAGAGCUCUCAGCUACCAGAGCUCACAGCCACCAGAGCUCCCAGCCACCAGAGCUCACAGCUACCAGAGCUCACAGCUACCAGAGCUCCCAGCUACCAGAGCUCCCAGCUACCAGAGCUCCCAGCCACCAGAGCUCCCAGCUACCAGAGCUCCCAGCCACCAGAGCUCCCAGCUACCAGAGCUCCCAGCCACCAGAGCUCCCAGCUACCAGAGCUCCCAGCUACCAGAGCUCACACCCACCAGAGCUCCCAGCCACCAGAGCUCUCAGCCACCAGAGCUCACAGCUACCAGAGCUCCCAGCUACCAGAGCUCACACCCACCAGAGCUCCCAGCCACCAGAGCUCACAGCCACCAGAGCUCCCAGCUACCAGAGCUCCCAGCUACCAGAGCUCAAAGACACACCAGAGCUUAGAUAUACCAGAUGCUCAUCGACACACGAAGCCUCAAACACCAGAGCUCACCAACCAACCAGUGCUCACAGAAACACCAGAGCUCACCAACCAACCAGUGCUCACAGAAACACCAGAGCCCACCAACCAACCAGUGCUCACAGAAACACCAGAGCUCACCAACCAACCAGUGCUCACAGAAACACCAGAGCCCACCAACCAACCAGUGCUCACAGAAACACCAGAGCUCACCAACCAACCAGUGCUCACAGAAACACCAGAGCUCACCAACCAACCAGUGCUCACAGAAACACCAGAGCUCACCAACCAACCAGUGCUCACGGAAACACCAGAGCUCACCAACCAACCAGUGCUCACAGAAACACCAGAGCUCACCAACCAACCAGUGCUCACAGAAACACCAGAGCUCACCAACCAACCAGUGCUCACAGAAACACCAGAGCUCGCCAACCAACCAGUGCUCACAGAAACAUCAGAGCUCACCAACCAACCAGUGCUCACAGAAACACCAGAGCUCACCAACCAACCAGUGCUCAAAGAAACACCAGAGCUCACCAACCAACCAGUGCUCACAGAAACACCAGAGCUCACCAACCAACCAGUGCUCACAGAAACACCAGAGCUCACCAACCAUCCAGUGCUCACAGAAACACCAGAGCUCACCAACCAACCAGUGCUCACAGAAACACCAGAGCUCACCAACCAACCAGUGCUCACAGAAACACCAGAGCUCACCAACCAACCAGUGCUCACAGAAACACCAGAGCUCACCAACCAACCAGUGCUCACAGAAACACCAGAGCUCACCAACCAACCAGUGCUCACAGAAACACCAGAGCUCACCAACCAACCAGUGCUCACAGAAACACCAGAGCUCACCAACCAACCAGUGCUCACAGAAACACCAGAGCUCACCAACCAACCAGUGCUCACAGAAACACCAGAGCUCACCAACCAACCAGUGCUCACAGAAACACCAGAGCUCACCAACCAACCAGUGCUCACAGAAACACCAGAGCUCACCAACCAACCAGUGCUCACAGAAACACCAGAGCUCACCAACCAACCAGUGCUCACAGAAACACCAGAGCUCACCAACCAACCAGUGCUCACAGAAACACCAGAGCUCACCAACCAACCAGUGCUCACAGAAACACCAGAGCUCACCAACCAACCAGUGCUCACAGAAACACCAGAGCUCACCAACCAACCAGUGCUCACAGAAACACCAGAGCUCACCAACCAACCAGUGCUCACAGAAACACCAGAGCUCACCAACCAACCAGUGCUCACAGAAACACCAGAGCUCACCAACCAACCAGUGCUCACAGAAACACCAGAGCUCACCAACCAACCAGUGCUCACAGAAACAACAGAGCUCACACAUGCACAAGGGCUUACACACCCUUCAGAGCUCACAGUGUUUGAGUGUGUGUGUUUUUUCUCCAGACAGAGUACGUGUUACCGUUUGAAUAACUAA
Procambarus clarkii (red swamp crayfish) is the source of this 3396-nucleotide messenger RNA. The record is from RefSeq and is a predicted model, not a curated record. Lineage: Eukaryota; Metazoa; Arthropoda; Malacostraca; Decapoda; Cambaridae.